AUGAAGUACAUCUUCUUUAAAGAGAGCAUGGACAACUACCGCAUACAGCUCACCACAAUGUGGCCGCCCACCUUCCUCUUCUUCGAAGAAUUUGACCUACCUGCCAAAGAAACAUUCCAGGUGGUCCUGUACAUCCCUAACAUGUUCAACGAUGACCUCGCUUGGGGUAACAGAGGAGAUUGGGUCUCCACCAGGCUCGCAUCUCCCACCCACUCUCCGGCCUUGCCGCCCCCACCUGUGCUCGAGUUCGAGCUUCCCAUCAUUGCUGACGAUGAAGAUGCCGCCUGGGAAGAUGUUCCCACCAACUCCCUGCAAAUAGGCUCCUUGUGCAUCUACCAGCCCUGUUGGGAAAACAGGGCCGAAGGAUCGAGCCCAUGGGUUGACCUUGCCCAACUUGAAUGGAGGUUCGAGGACGCUAUCCACAAACAGCAGCGAGGAGUUCGUCUCUUCAAGGCCGUAAUCAUCGAUCUGGUGGUUAACGUACCCGUCCGAACUGAAAAACACCCAGCGAGGGGGAAGUUCAACAUCCCCCUCCACUACACGUACCUCCUCGAAGAGAUUAUCAAUGGAGCGUCAGCCAAGGUAUCCGCCCUCAAACAGCUACAGGGGGACAUGGAUCCUACUGUCAAAGGGAAACUCCUGGAUAACACCAUCGAGACCAGACUCUCCAUGGUGGGAGCAGAGACGGUCACAAGCCGCAGCAACCUUGCUGAUCUCAUCAAGGCUGCUAUGUAUGAUCAAAGCCUCAAACAAAAGGAUGCUUUCGUCCUCCUAAAAAUGGCCAAACAUGCCUCCACACGCCAUGAGAGCAACAUCAAUGACCUCUACCCAGUCGUCAGCCUCCCGUUCACCUCCCACCUGGGCCCCACCAUCAGUAGCCCAAUGGUAGAAUGCACUAGCGAGAUCACAGAAGCCCUCGGACCAGGCAUUAGUUGGAAUCACCACGAUGACAAAUUCAACCCCAAAGACUUUGGAGAGCACAAUGAUAAUAUGGAAGGGAAAUGUGCUUGGUAA
This is a messenger RNA of Phanerochaete carnosa HHB-10118-sp, 1014 nucleotides long. RefSeq lists its product as uncharacterized. Lineage: Eukaryota; Fungi; Basidiomycota; Agaricomycetes; Polyporales; Phanerochaetaceae. Bases 1 to 1014 code for a protein of 337 amino acids. The record is from RefSeq and is a predicted model, not a curated record. The transcript is spliced from 2 exons.